UGCACUGAUGUCUGUAAUAAUACAUGGACUUAGAAGAAACUAACGAUUGGCACACGCAAACAGGUCGGCGAAAAAACAAAAUUGGCAAAAUUGGGAAGAGUGAAAUCGAACCUGUUUUUGGUUCGGCAUUUAUUUGGUUGUUUUGAUUCUCAUCUUGAAGACAGAGAGUAACAGUUUUGUUUUCGUUUCGUUUUCAUUUGACCAAGUGAUUGAAAGAAACAUUUUUAAUUAGUCCUGUUGUUUAAUCGUUUCGCCAAAACUUGUGACAUUUUUAUUUCAUUCUGGACUUGGAUGAACAAUAUGUGUCCACGAACGAAAAAUAUCUCGGGUGCGGGACGGCUUCGGGUGAAUUGAAUAUAGUAAAUAAUGGGUCAAUAAUGGCACAAUUCUGGGCAAAUAUAGAGUAAAUCGUGGGUGGUAUUAUUGAGUCAUCUGAAAUUUCAAUAAUUGAAAAUGUGUAAAAUAACAGCGGUUGAUGUGGGAAUGUGUCUUCCCAAAUGUUUUGUGAUCGUUGUCAAUUUAUUUACUUUCCUACUCGGUUCACUAAUGUUUGGUGCUAGCAUAUUCGGUAUGAUGACCGUUAAUUCGAUGAUAGGGAGUGGAAGCCUUAAUGUACUAUUCUAUGGACCGAUUGCAUUUGGUGGCAUUAUUGUAUUCAUUUCAUUUUUGGGCUGUUGUGGUGCAUGUUGCAAGAAUAGAUGUAUGCUAAUGACGUUCGCAGUAUUACUCUUCAUUAUAUUUGCUUGUCAAGUUGGAGUUGUAUACUUCGUCUACGAUCUGUAUGCCCAACUCAACAAAUCUGUGAACGACUACCUAACGGACACAAUGAAAUCUUCUAAAGAUAAUGAGAUAUUCUUCCAUAUUUGGGAGUUCAUUCAGCAUUUCUUUGGAUGCUGCGGAGUGAAUUCACUAAAUGAUUGGGCAGUGGUAACUGAAACUUUACCAAAAUCGUGCUGCUCAAUGCGAAAUGAAACUGAGGUGACUGAGAUGACUAUGAUGACUGAGAUGACUAUGGUGACUGAGAUGACUAUGGUGACUGAGAUGUAUGAGGAAAUUUCGCAGAACGCAACAGCUUGUACUCAAGAAAAUGCAUUUGAGAGGGGCUGCAAAACAUUGGUGACUGAUUACUUAGCUGUUAUGUUCCAUCCAUUAACGGUAGGCGUUAUCGUUGUGUUGACGAUUCAACUCAUCAAUUUGGUCCUUUCGUGUUUCAUGUUUUUCGUAUAUGGCUGGACGAAUCAUAAAAAUCGUAAAACUUAUUCGGCUAAACACGGGUUUGUAGAUACGUCAUCUAAAAGAGUUCAUGACCAGUUCAUCAUCAAAAAAGACAGAUUUUGAGAUUGAAAUUUCAUUUUGUGUCGUGAAGGAACUAUUGGCACCGACAAUAACUUGUAAAAUAAAUUAGCUGGAACUGUAUUGCUCAAUGUU
Molecule: messenger RNA, 1428 nt
Organism: Bradysia coprophila
Lineage: Eukaryota; Metazoa; Arthropoda; Insecta; Diptera; Sciaridae
Product: tetraspanin-18-like
Cellular component (GO): plasma membrane
Source: RefSeq, a predicted model, not a curated record